UAAAAUAACACAGAAAAGGUUUUUCUCAUCUUUGUUAGGGGUGGAAUAUUAGUUCAUAAUAUUACAAGACUUAAUGUCAGUACUGUUUUAUUAAUUGUAUUAAAAUAAGAUCUUAUUCCCAACAACUGCAAAAUAGUACUGCAUGUCGUCUUUCCUAGGUGCUUUUAAAUGUAUAUCAUAAUAUUAUCUUGCUGGAACAACAACUUUGGUGGAGAGUCAGUGGCAAGACACAGUGAUGAAUAUUACCCUUCAAAAUGCAGAGAUAAUAUUUAGAUUUCAAUAUGCCAUUGUACACAUUUUCAAGGCCUUCAUUACGAGAAGCAGCAAAUAUGGGACCUCUAGUGUGUUUGAGUGAUGGGGGGCGUGGUUGUUUCUUGGAAGUCCCCAUUUUCUCAUCCAUAAAAAUAGGUGAUUUGUAUUUUCAGGAAUCUAUACUUUUUACUUGAUCCACAGCACGUUACCCAUUAAAAAUGAAAGACUUUAAUAAUCCCUGAUUAUUAAAUAAAUUCCACAUGAUGCUUUUGUAGCUCCCUCUCAGCACUGGGGUCCUUUUAGGUCUUGUAAUCCUCUUUGGUUUACAGCACAGGUUGAAGGCAUCAUUCCAUAUCAAGUUAUGGUUCAUGACUAUUUGAUUUCUAACAUCCAUGGAUAGCCCGUUUGUCUUAAAAUUUUCAGGUUGGAGAACAAUUACAGCCAUUAUGUCACUGACGAACUACAGUACAUGUGAAUGUGAAUAUUUACUUAUCAAUUACCUGCUUAAAGUAAGUGAAGUGAAAUAUGAAUCGGAUGCUUCUAAUUAAAAUCAGUUGGAUUCUUGUGAAUUUUGCACAUGGAAUUUUGGUUUUCUAUACAUAAUGCUAAGCUUUGUAGUGUUUUUUUUAUUAUUUGACUAAAAGGGAGGAUGGAAUGUUGGCUUUAUGACUCUGUAUACCUAAGCACAUUCUUAAUCAUAAUGUCUAAAAAGGGGGACAUUUAAGGGUAGUAUUCAUAGCCAUGUUAGAAGCUAUACUUUGUAGAGGAAUCAAUGUCAGACUUGUGGCUAUUCGGAGGUCAGCAUAACAGCCACCUCAGGUAGGGGAAAAAAAUAAACAAACUGCAAAAUAUAUGCUUCAAAGUAAUGAAUUUAAGGGUGAAUUUAAGGGUUCACAGACAAGGGUGAAGUUUAUUUCACUUGUUAUUUGUGUGUGUGUGUGUACCUCUGCACAGAAAUGUGCACACAUUGAUGUGAGGAAUUAAAAAAAAAAUCUGCUCUUUUUUGGGGUAAUUUGCAGUUACAUUAUCAAUGCUUUGCAUACGUUGAAAUUUACUUUGUGACUGUGGGCCGGGGCUUAUAACGCAGUGGAUAAAAAUCAGUUACAGGAUAAGCAAGUUGAAUUAUUUAUGUCUGUUUUCGAAUAAGUAAACCUGUCAGUAUAUAUUAACAUCUUCACAAUAUAUAACAAUGUUUGUGUUUUACAUGGAUGCGUAUGAAAAAAUGACCAUUGGUGUCAUUUUUUAAAUGACACACUGAAAAGGAAGGAUAUAUUUAACCAUAGCUUGUAGGCCAUUGCAUAUUGUCGGUCAAGUCUUUUUGGUCGCAGCUUGAAAUCAGCGUUGCCACAGCAACCGGCAAAGAAGAAUCAGUGCGGAUACUGAUGCUAGCGCAUUGAGAGGGAUGCAGCCCGGAGAUGGGACUUCAUGAUCGGCAGUGACUCACCAACUAUAAGCAACAGAAAUCCGAUGAGGGGAAAUUAACCUGGGCGAUGUCGAAUCUUUGCUGAACGAUACUGACGGCUCCGGAGCUUUUUCUUUUUUGAAACCAAAGACUAUAAGAAAAACGGGCCAGCUCGCUCCCUGCCAUCUGCGGACGCUGUUGUAGCUUUUUGGUCCUCGGAGCGACUGCAAUUCAUCAGGAAAUACGCUGCCAGAAACUGGCCCUUUCGGCUGGAGCACGAGCCUUGUGGAAGUUCAAAAUGAAGGAAGAAGUCUUCGUCUUCAUAUUUCAGUAGAUGGGUGCAGAUCUCCAGUUCAAAAUACAUCUUUGCCUUUCCAGAAUUUUGAAUUAAACCUAAAGGAUUUUUACGUAUCUUGUCGACAGACUUUUUUUUUUAUCAUAUGGAAAGACCUUAAAGGUCAAUAGUGGCAAAUGCCAGUUAUGAGUUUGUCAAAGUUUAAGCAACUGACCAAAGCAAGCAUGCUGGAAGAAGGUUCCAGGUUUACUGUGGGAUGAGUCUCUGUAUAUGGGGCAGCAGGCUUUUGGGUAGGAAACCCUCCAGCUUCUGUUCCCGUCAUCAUUAACACCCCACAGAGAACCGUUCAAUUCAUUUGCCCUGCAAAAGCAGCGUGUAUACCAGCAACAACUGUGCUUUCAGGUUCAUUUGAUGAAGACUUGGAAAACCAGGAAAAAAAAUCUCAAAUCAGGGCAAGCUACUUAAACAUGCUAUUUUUAGUUAGUAUAGCUUAGUUUAAUGCAACUUCCUACGGUGCUCAUGCCAUCACUUUGGCCCCAAAAUUAAACUGUGCUUUAAUGCUGUGAGCUAAAAACAUAAGCAUUACUAAAGCUUGAGACACAUCAGAAAGGACUACUGACGUGGUAAUUCGGCGCCAGACAGCAGAGCCCAUAGCUUACCUGUUUGUGACUGUCUCCCCCAGUCUAGCUGGACCAUCAAUCGAGAUGAGCCAGAAGCUAGAUUUGGAGACAGAGGGCACCCAGCCCUUAGUUUACUCCCUUGAGGAGCUUGAGUGCAAGAUCUGCUACAACCGCUACGACGUCCGAGCACGCAAGCCCAAGGUGCUCAGCUGCCUACACCGCGUUUGCGCCAAAUGCCUGAAGAAGAUCGUGGAGAUGGGUGACUCGUCACCCAGCAUCAUAAGCUGCCCCUUUUGCCGCCAUGAGACUCCCGUGCCUGAGGAGGAAAUCUGGCUCCUGCAGGAUGACAGCAACAUCCUUGCCCUGCUGGCAUACCAAGACCGAACCAGGAAGAGCGGUUCUGUAGUCCCUGGUGAGGUCGUGCUGACGCCCAACGGCCUGAGCAGCGAGGGCUGCACCGGCGGGGACCAGUCACACAGCUCCUCGGACUGCCUGGUGAUCACCAUCAUGGAGGUACCGGGGGAGUCGCAGUCCUCGGAGACGAUGAGCAUGCUGAACAUGGUGCGCCUCUACCGUCCACCCAGCCUGGACUCGCUGCCCUGCCACCUACCUGUGCAGAAGUGCCGGAUGUGGACGUCGCACGCCUUCCCUCGCUUCCUGAUAGGUGUCCUCUGCCUCAUCUACUUCAGCUCCCUCCCCCUGGGCAUCUAUCUACUGAUGAUUCAGCAGCUCUCCCUGGGCGUCAUCCUCGUCAGCCUGGUGCCCUCCACUCUAGUUCUCUGCGUCUUCUACGGCUUCUGCCAGUGCCUAUGUCACGAAAUAAUGGAGUCGAUUUCCACAUAAUCCUCCUACACGCGUGUAAAUCCAGUGAUGUAACUGGCCUUGCUGGAAAGAAAUAUGUACCAUCACUGACUCUCCUUCUCAUCCUCCUAUCCUGUCCUGGUUCUUCCUUUACCAGUACUAGUAGACAAUUUAUCUAUCUAUGUGGCUGGUUGGCAGGAACCCCUAAAAGAUGCAUGAUUAUUUGUGGCCCUUCUGUAAUUACUUCUUAAAUUCUCACCCUUCAUGCAAUCCAGUUGUUAUGAAAUCCUAUUUGUUUGUUUGUUUUUUGUUUGGUGGGAUCGAGGUUUCAGUCAAGGUUUAUUCUUAGUGAGAAACUAAGACCAUAUAUACAUAACUCAGGCUGUAUCAAAUUGCUGAAAUUUGUAGCCAAACUCCUCACUAAAUAGGCUUCAGAUAUAACUGUGAUCACUUUACUGUGUUACGAAUGAAGACUGAAAAUGCACAUCUACAGUUCCCGUUUCAUACAGUGGAAAGUAGCUUAGUAGAACUCUUGUCUGGACUUACAGAAACUUACAGUAGAUCAUGCUAAACUCAAGCAUACACACACUGACAUACACAUAUACCUGUUCUAUUUAUUUUUCUUUUAAAGGUUUACUAUUGUAAAGUAUAUGUGACCCAGAUGCAACUUUUGGAACUAGAUCAGACCAGAAAUCCGUCAAAACUGUUAACGAGAUUUCAAUAAAUAUUCAUUACGCAUCAUG
Messenger RNA from Paramormyrops kingsleyae, 4113 nucleotides. Its product is annotated as E3 ubiquitin-protein ligase RNF182. The record is from RefSeq and is a predicted model, not a curated record. Lineage: Eukaryota; Metazoa; Chordata; Actinopteri; Osteoglossiformes; Mormyridae.